CAGGGCACGCGGAGAAUGAGCGCUGCGGAAGGCGCCACGGAGCCCGCGGAGUGUGCUAACCCAUCAAGAGGAAAGAACUCGACAAAUUCUCUUGAACGAAAGAUAAGGUGCUUGGAAAAACAGAGAAAAGAGCUCCUGGAGGUGAACCGGCAGUGGGACCAGCAGUUCCGGAGCAUGAAAGAGCUGUACGCCAGGAAGCUUGCAGAGCUGCAGAUGAAGCUGGAGUCCACAGAGAAAUUCCUCAGCGGCCUGGAGCAGGGACGGCCAGCGAGCCCGAGGGCCAGCGCCGGGCCCGCGGACCUGGCCCAGGAGCAGCAGCAGAGAGAGGAGAAGGAAAAGCAGGCCCUGAGCCAAGAAUUACACGCGUUGAGGAAAGAAAACAAGCUGUUAAAGGAAAACAACGCUGUCAUGAGCAGGAGGAGGGAACAUUAUGAAUGUGAAAUAAAACGCCUUAACAAGGCUCUUCGGGAGGCCCUGAAGGUCGAGUGCGCUCCGCUUCCCGAGGGCCGUCUGGCGGGGCCUGAGCCGGGCUGCGGGCACGAGGAGAUGAGGACAGAGAUGGAGGUGCUCAGACAGCAGGUGCAAAUCUACGAAGAAGACUUCAAAAGGGAGAGGUCGGACCGAGAGAGGCUCAGUCAGGAGAAAGAGGAGCUGCGGCAAGUGAACCGGACGUCCCAAUCCCAGCUGAACCAGCUGAAGUCCAAGAUAGAAGCGUGCCAGGUGGAGAAAGAAAGGCUGGAAAAGCAGUUGGAACAGAUGCGUAUCCCGCCCUGUCGCUGCGGCCUGGGUCUCCACCUGCCGGAGGCGGGCGCGCCGGCCGGCCCCGGGGCUGUGCAGGACCUACCGAGGCUCCCGCCAGACCGCCAGUGGUGUGCCCCCGGCCGGCUGCCCCCGGAUGCGCAGCGCGCGGCGCACGGUUUCUCCUCAGAAAAGAAAGGUGACCAGUAG
Eptesicus fuscus (big brown bat) is the source of this 948-nucleotide messenger RNA. It is a transcript of the gene TNIP3, whose product is annotated as TNFAIP3 interacting protein 3. The transcript is spliced from 11 exons. The record is from RefSeq and is a predicted model, not a curated record. NCBI's taxonomy places the organism in Eukaryota, Metazoa, Chordata, Mammalia, Chiroptera, Vespertilionidae. Gene Ontology annotation, biological process: regulation of transcription by RNA polymerase II; cellular response to lipopolysaccharide. Bases 16 to 948 code for a protein of 310 amino acids.